Messenger RNA from Alternaria atra, 1542 nucleotides. RefSeq lists its product as uncharacterized. Lineage: Eukaryota; Fungi; Ascomycota; Dothideomycetes; Pleosporales; Pleosporaceae. The record is from RefSeq and is a predicted model, not a curated record. The coding region runs from base 1 to 1542 and encodes 513 amino acids. The transcript has 4 exons.
AUGGGAACACCGUGUUCUAGUGUCCUUCUACUGCCUAUGUACACAUGCCGCCGAGAGGAGACCCUAGGAGGCCCCUACGACGAACUCCUCCUCGUCCCCGGAAAUUUCAGCGUCCCCCAGCCUACAUCCAACAACACCUCACGUAUCAAAAUCCCCAAGAAGGCCCAACGGAUAUCCCGCAUCUACGUCUCCCAACGUACAACUACCUACAACGGUCGUUUAAACUGGAACAUCCCCAAACACCUCGCCCGCUUCUCCUUCUCCUCCCCGCCCACAGCUCCAGGUCAAACUCCCCCAUCCUCCCUCACCGUGCAAGUCUUCCCUCCCGGCACCAAAGAUGGUGAUGGCGGAGCACCAUUCUUCGCUUGUACCUUGAAGCCGUGGAAAUGGGUUCCACCCAUCCCGUUGAACACGAAAUAUCUACCGCUCAGUAUGGCGGCUGCGCAACCUCCUCUUCCGAGUGCGCCAGGGUAUGAGAAGGCAGUUAAGGAGGUGAUUGAAGGAUCGGAGGUGAAUGACUAUGAUGUUGAUCCUAAGAAGGCAGAUGCAGUGCUUGUGGGUACAGAGAAGUGGCGUGCGUUUGAUAUUGCAGCGAUUACGCCGAGGGCGAGGGGCUGCUGGGUCGAAGUGCAUGAGAAAGGGCAGGCGGAGGUCGAGGUGGAUGGGGAGAAGAUUUGGUGGCCGAGGGGUUUGGGGACGUGGAGUGUUAGUCUGUCAAUAGCUAUACUCCUCGAUAUUAUGACCUUGCCGCUCCCGUACGACUUUGGCUGGACAGUUAAACUCAUCCGUCGCGAUGUACGAAACCUCCGGACGCGGUAUAAGACGAGAUUGAAGCACAAGUCCAAGCGUGGCAAGGUCGCGGAGAGCGCUUCACUGCAUCAAUCACACGAAGCUGAGAAAAUGACGGAGCAUGCCAGCGAAGGCAGUGUAUACUCCAAAGCGCCACAAGACGUUCUUGAAUCCGGCAGCGAGAAGUGCCUCACUACACUUUACGGACUCUUGGAAGGAAGGCUUAGAGCCGCGUAUGCAUCCCGCGAUCGAAAUGCAUCACAUGAGGAUCGCUGGAGAUUUCGCGGUAGUUGGUUACUGCUAUACAAGGCCAUCCAGGUCUGCCCUUCGAAUGACAACUGCGAUGCCCACCGAUACGGCGCGCAGGAUGCAUAUGAGAAAAGGAUGCUGCUGGAGAUGCUCCAACUGAGCACUGAACGGGCUCAGUAUUUUCUACACAAGGUCAGCAAGAUGUCUGCUGUACCGUACACUCGAGACGACAGCGAUCAUCGUCGUUAUGACUCCAUGCUUAGCGGCGCUACGACACUCACACCUACGCCCUCUACAGCGCAGAUCUGGUUGUCUAUCCUUGAGGCCACCGACGAUGCGACAAAGAUCGUACCCAUGGCUGAAGAGCUUCUACAGUAUAUCUGGUCAGAGAAAAAGGCUCUCGACAUUAUUGAGCAGAUCGGAGAUCCCCACGAGAAGUUUUCCAAUUCCGAUGACGCUGAACUCCGUCUCAAACUCCGAGAAUCACUAUGUCGGAGUUCAUAA